Molecule: messenger RNA, 792 nt
Organism: Trichechus manatus latirostris (Florida manatee)
Lineage: Eukaryota; Metazoa; Chordata; Mammalia; Sirenia; Trichechidae
Product: coiled-coil domain-containing protein 70-like
Exons: 1
Source: RefSeq, a predicted model, not a curated record
AUGGUUAUCUCUGAAUCAAAGUGGACAAAUCAAGGGACGAUAUUGCGCUUGGUUUCUUUUUCUCUCUCUUGCGCUCAAGAUAAAGAUAAGCUCAAACAUGAACCUCAUGGAGUGGAAAAAAUUCUUCAGAGAGAUAAUAAGAUGUCUAGAGAUGAGAAUAAGGCUCUUAAAAAGGAAAACAAGUCCCUCUGGGGUGAAAACAAAGCUUUCCGACAAGAAAACAAAGUCUUCCGAAUGGACAACCAGUUAAUUCGGGAAAAGAACCACAUCCUGAGACAGCACAAUCAGGUCCUCUGGAAGUGUAAAAAUGUGAUUUCUGAGAGCCAAAAAUUAUCUGGGGAAAAAAGUCGUGCUUUAAACACAGAAGAAAAGUCUUAUUGGCAAAGAAACUAAGCCCUUGAGGCCCAGAUCAAGGCUUUCAAAGAGCAGGAGAAAGCCUUCCAGAAUGAGGCAAAAGCUCUUCAAGAAGAAAUCAGAUCUCUCCAGGAGGAAAUCAGGGCCCUGCAACAUCAGGAGAAAGCACUCAGAUUGGAGGAGCAGGCCCUGAUGAAGGAGGGAAUAGCACUGGAGUUGGAAGAACUGGCUCUGUGGAAAGAGGAGCAGGCCCUUCGGGAGGAGAACAAGGCCCUCAGAGAAGAAAACAGUGCUCUUCCAGAAGAAAAACCCCUUCAGGAGGAGGCAAAAGUCCUUGAGGAGUGGAAUAAAAUCCUUCAGGAAAAGACAGCAAACAUGCUUGCUGAGAAAAUGCACAAUAAUGAAAUAGAGCAGGAGACGUGUGACUUGAAGAUAUAA